UCCUCCUCCCCUCCCCCACCCAGCCGCAAGACCACCACCUUCAAAUCCCGCGCCCCUCGCAAAAAACCCCCCUCGACCCCGGGCGACCCCACCUCCGGAGACCCCGACCCCAACCCCGCCGACCCCAAUUUAGCCGACCCCGACCCCAAUUCAGGCGACCCCGACCCCAAUUUAGGCGACCCCAGCGGCUGCUCCAGCACGGACACGGCCAGCGAGCAUUCCGCCGACGAAGGGCCGGGGGGAGUCGGGGUCGGGCCGGCGACCCCCGCCCCUCUCCCCGCGACCCCCGGGGACCCCCCGGAGCUGGAAGCGGCGUUCCGGCGGCUCCGCUGCCAGCGCGUUCUCGCCCGCCGCGACGGCGUUUUCCGCCCGGCCGUGGUCAAGCAGCUCCGCCGCGGCCACGAGCUCGGCGUGCAGUUCGCCGGAGACCGCGGCGUGACUUUUUUAGAGGGGGGGUUCCUCUUAGGAGACCCCCCGAGCGUGGUGCUGGACGCCACCCCACCGGCGGGGGCUUUGGGGGUGGGCACGGCGGUUUGCGCCCGUUUAGACCCGGCCGAGACGCUUUACCGGCCCGGUACCGUGGUGGAGGUGAGCGCUAAACCCCCCUCGUACCGGGUGCGUUUCGCCCCUCCCCCGCCCGCGCCCCCAGUUUGGGUGCCCAGGUCGGGUUUGCGACUCUUGAGACCCCCGUGGCCUCCCGGAGACCCCUCCCCAGCCGCCGUCGAGGACGACGAUGAGGAUUCCGCCCCGCGGCAACCGGAGGACGCCGAAGUUUCCAAACUCAGCGCCGCUCCUCAACCCCCUCCCCCUCCCCCGCGACCACCCCCUCCCCAACCCGGCGGGACCCCCCAACCCAAAUACAAGAAGGGCGACGUGGUCUGCACCCCCAACGGGAUCAGGAAGAAAUUUAACGGCAAGCAGUGGCGGCGGCUCUGCUCCCGCGACGGCUGCACCAAGGAAUCGCAGCGGCGAGGAUUCUGCUCCCGACACCUCUCCAUGAGAACCAAGGAGCUCGAGGGUCUCCCCGACCCCCGGCCGGGACCCCCGGGACCACCGAGCCAACGAGGAAGCAGCACGGAUUUCGAGUGGGUGGGGGACGAAACUUCGAGGGAAAGCGAGAGCGACGCGCGGGUCCGGCCGGUUCCGCCCAACCCGGAUUUGUCCCGGUUCGAGUUCGAUGAAUGCGAGGCCGCCGUGAUGCUCGUGUCGCUCGGUUCGUCCCGUUCCGGCACGCCGAGCUUCUCACCGGCUUCCACUCAGUCUCCGUUCUCUCCCGCUCCUUCUCCGUCUCCUUCGCCGCUUUUCGGUUUCCGCCCGGCCAAUUUCAGCCCGGUCAGCGCCUCGCCCCGAGCCCGCGGAAGGCACCUGAGCUCCGGUACGCCGAGACCCGGGGAAGGGCUGAGCCCCCCGCCCCCUCCUCCUCCUCCUCCUCCUCCUCCUCCUCCUCCUCGGCCGCGCCCCCCCUCCGGCGUCCCGCCGGUUUUCCAGCCCGGUUUGCCUUUCCCGGUGCCGCUGAGUCCCGGUAAACGCAAAGCGGAGGCGUUGGGGGAGGGGGAUUCCUCCUCCGCUGGGGGAGGGGGGGUCUUCCGAGCUUUGUCGCCGUUGUUCGCCCCCCGUUCGCCCGCCGGGCUGACGGCGGACCCCGGCCCGGGCGCCCGCAGGGUGCCGGCGGUUCCUCGGGGGUCUCCGGUGAUCGUUCGCAACCCCGAGGUUCCCCUGCCCGACCCUCCCCCGCCCAGACCCCGCCCUUUGCCCCCUCCCCAAAAAACCCCGUCCGGGGAGUUAAAUCACGGUUGUGACGUCACGGUGACGUCACAUCGGGGCCAGGGCCGUGCUGAGAUGCUGUUACCGAGCCCUUCUGACGUCACGCUGACGUCAGAGCGGGCGCGCGGGGCUCUCCCGCGCCCCUUCCGCGCCGCCGUGACGUCACUCCGCCUCUCCGUGACGUCACGGCCCCCCCCGUCCAUCAGCUGGGUGGGCGUGGCCUCCCCGCCGGGGGGGAGGAGUGGGCGUGGCCUCCGCUGCCGCUGCGCGCGCAGGAGGGCGGGGGCGGUGAGGACCAACGUGGAGCCGUGCUCGGUGCCCGUGUUCCCCUGGCACUCCCUGGUGCCGUUCCUGGCCCCGAGCCAGCCCGACGCGCCCCCGCACCCCCCGGCCGAAAGGUUCCUGUCGUCGCUGGUGGCCCCGGAGCUGCCGCUGCCGCUGGGUCCCGGCAAGCGCCGCACGCAGUCGCUGAGCGCGCUGCCCAAGGAGGGCGACAAGGACGGGCGCAGCCCCAGCAAGCGGGAGAAGGACCACAUCCGCCGGCCCAUGAACGCCUUCAUGAUCUUCAGCAAGCGGCACCGGGCGCUGGUGCACCAGCGGCACCCGAACCAGGACAACCGCACGGUCAGCAAGAUCCUGGGCGAGUGGUGGUACGCCCUGGGACCCCGGGAGAAGCAGCAGUACCACGACCUGGCCUUCCAGGUGGGAUUUGGGGG
Onychostruthus taczanowskii (white-rumped snowfinch) is the source of this 2480-nucleotide messenger RNA. RefSeq names its product capicua transcriptional repressor (gene CIC). The record is from RefSeq and is a predicted model, not a curated record. Gene Ontology annotation, cellular component: nucleus. Gene Ontology annotation, biological process: regulation of transcription by RNA polymerase II. The annotation marks the transcript as partial. The transcript is spliced from 7 exons. NCBI's taxonomy places the organism in Eukaryota, Metazoa, Chordata, Aves, Passeriformes, Passeridae. Gene Ontology annotation, molecular function: DNA-binding transcription factor activity, RNA polymerase II-specific; RNA polymerase II transcription regulatory region sequence-specific DNA binding.